ACUGACGGGACGGCUACGGAUUCUGUUGUGUGUUCAUAUUGUAACUCGUAGCACUGCGUGUGUUUCUACGGUACACCCUUAUGGGUCGAAUAAUUUACAAUUUAAUUAAUUUGAUUGUCAUACUGAUAAUGGAAAUCAAUAGGACCUCGAUGUAAAUGAGAGGAAUUUUCCUGCAAGCAAUUUUAUAUCCACGCCGAGUUGGCGUCGAGUGCAAUAAUAAUAAAUUAUAAUUAAGUUGCGGGCACAAAAUGGAGGCGCACUGCAGAUUAUGUUUUGAGGAGCGUGCGGAGAUGGAACGAAUAUUUCCGGAUGAAAUUGAGGACGAUAUCGAUUGCGAGUCUCCGAUGGCAAUAAAGAUUUACAAAUGUACCUCGCUCCAGUUACCAGUCGAUGAGAAGGAUUUAACUUCGCAAAUUUGCAGAGAAUGUAAUGCAAAAUUAGAUGAGUUCUUCCAGUUUCGAGUAAAUUGCCGAAACAAUAAUUUACUCUAUGUUAAAGGAAAACUUCCGGUAACACAAAAUAAUACAUUGGAGAAUAAUAAAUCUGAGCUGGAGGGUGAUGACACCAUACUAGAAAAACUCGACGAAACAUUGCUUAGAGCACUGGAAGGUAGAGAUGUUGACCCGUCUAGUUUUGAGCACGCUUUUGGCAGUGAGGUAAAUCCGGAGGAUUUGUUGAAGAUUAGUCUUGGUCAAGAAAGUGAAACAACUUUGACCCCCGACGAACCGGUUAGUUCAAGCUCUGCACGAUGCAGUGGAUGUGGUGAAGAUUUUUUUACUUCGAUUGAAUUAACUCAGCAUCUGGAGUACUGUCCGUCUCGUUUGAAAAGUGAAGCAUUCGAUUUGCAGUAUGCGAGUAUUAGUGCGACGGAAAUGAACUGUUACAUAUGCCAGAAAAGUUUUACGAAUCAACAGGAACUAAAGUAUCAUGAAUCACAGCACUCUAAUCAUUUGAUGAAGUGCAACUUUUGUCUUCAAACUUUCAACUGUUCGCGCACCUUUAAAUUCCACAUGGAUCAGCAUAAGAUGAAAAAUACGUUACCGGAUGGUCGUUUCAAAUGCGACUUGUGCGAAGCUACAUUUAAACUGUACGGCAAUUUGAUAAUUCAUAGGCGCAGCCAUACUGGAGAACGUCCUUAUCCAUGCAACAUAUGCGGCAGGGCGUUCUCUACUUCCAGUAAUAUGAAAACGCACAUGAACGUGGUGCACUCACAGAAUCGUCCAUUCAAAUGUCAACAUUGUCACAAAAGCUUCAACUCCGAAACUCGCAUGCGCUCCCAUAUGGAAACUCAUUCUUAUCCGAUGGGUAUUGCGCACAACGAGGCAGGCAACGGGGAACUGUCCAGCACGUGCAAAGUUUGCAAUAAAAGUUUUAGCCAUCCGUCUUACCUCACCAUACACUAUCGGGUUCACACCGGAGAACGUCCGUACCAGUGCUGUUACUGUGCCAGCGCCUUCGCAACUAGUGGCAAUUUAAAGGUUCACAUGCGGGUUCAUGCGUCCCAAAAGGUGCGGCCUUACAAGUGCAACAUGUGCACUAAAUCCUUCCUUCACGCUAGCAAUCUAUCGGUACAUAAGAAAACUCAACACUACUAAGGGUAAUCUAACAUGCAGGUCAUCAGAUGAGAUACAGCGAACUUAGACUAUUUAUUUUUUUAUUUAUUUUUGUUGCUACACUUAACUACUGUUACGGCUUUUUGCUAGAGUAAAAUUAUGUUCUCUAAAGUUUGUUUCAUUAUUGACAUUAAUAAAUGCAACAUAUAUAUGAUACUAUAA
This is a messenger RNA of Wyeomyia smithii (pitcher-plant mosquito), 1775 nucleotides long. Its product is annotated as zinc finger protein 664-like. The record is from RefSeq and is a predicted model, not a curated record. Gene Ontology annotation, biological process: regulation of transcription by RNA polymerase II. Gene Ontology annotation, cellular component: nucleus. The coding region runs from base 249 to 1595 and encodes 448 amino acids. Lineage: Eukaryota; Metazoa; Arthropoda; Insecta; Diptera; Culicidae. Gene Ontology annotation, molecular function: zinc ion binding; DNA-binding transcription factor activity; RNA polymerase II cis-regulatory region sequence-specific DNA binding. The transcript is spliced from 3 exons.